CGGACUUCACUCGUUGACCAACCUCCGAAUGGAAGCGAGCUCGAUCGCGCUCUGCGAAGUCCACCAUCUCGCGCCGAAGCGCGGUUUGUGGGCAAUCAGCCCUAGUUUCAACCGGAGUCGAUGUCGAUCGCCGAGGCAGGGCUCACUCAAGCUAGGACCGCGGAGAAGCUCCAAUGUCAUCGCUCUCAGCUCGGCUUCCGUGGGCGAUUCUUACGCUUCUUCAACGCUCGACAGGAGAGAGGCGGAAAGCGACAAGACGGCUUCAUCCGCAUCUUCUUCCUCCUCUGCGAGUCCCAGUCCCGUUUACGUGCCUACGCCGCCGAAUCGGGAGUCACGAACUCCUCACAGCGGGUACCAUUUUGAUGGAAGUACUCGGAGAUUUUUUGAGGGAUGGUACUUUAAAGUGUCUAUUCCUGAGAGGAGACAGAACUUCUGCUUCAUGUACUCUGUGGAAAAUCCUGCAUUUCCCAAGAAGCAGAGUGCUUUGGAAGUGGCGCAGUAUGGACCUCGAUAUACUGGAGUUGGUGCGCAAAUUCUUGGUGCUGAUGACAAGUAUAUUUGCCAGUUCUCUGAGGAAUCUGCCAACUUUUGGGGAAGUAGGCGUGAGCUUAUAUUGGGGAAUACUUUUAUGGCUGAAAAAGAUUUGAAGCCUCUGAACAAGGAGGUUCCUCCUCAGGAAUUUAAUAGAAGGGUGGCAGAAGGGUUUCAAGUCAGCCCACUUUGGCAUCAAGGUUUCAUACGUGAUGAUGGCAGGUCAAACUAUGUAGAAACUGUCAAAACUGCACGUUGGGAGUAUAGUACCCGCCCUGUCUAUGGAUGGGGCAAUGUUGGAUCACAGCAGAAGUCUACUGCGGGUUGGUUAGCAGCUUUUCCUGUAUUCGAACCUCAUUGGCAAAUUUGCAUGGCAGGCGGGCUAUCAACUGGUUGGAUAGAAUGGGAAGGAGAAAGAUUUGAGUUCCAAGAUGCGCCUUCUUAUUCAGAAAAAAAUUGGGGUGGGGCCUUCCCAAGGAAGUGGUUUUGGAUUCAAUGUAACGUCUUUGAAGGGGCAAGUGGUGAAGUUGCUCUGACAGCUGCUGGUGGUUUGAGGCAGCUACCUGGACUAACCGAGACAUUUGAAAAUGCUGCGCUGAUUGGAGUUCACUACGAUGGGAUUUUCUAUGAAUUUGUGCCUUGGAAUGGUGUUGUCAACUGGGAAGUUGCUCCAUGGGGCUCCUGGUACAUGGAAGCAGAAAAUGAGACUCACAAGGCUGUAUUGGAGGCAACAACGAAAGAUCCUGGUACGACAUUGCGUGCUCCAACUGCAGAGGCUGGCCUUGCUCCGGCUUGUAAGGAUUCUUGUUUUGGUGAUCUAAAGCUGCAGAUAUGGGAACGGAGAUACGAUGGGAGUAAGGGAAAGAUGAUCUUGGACGUGACAAGCAAUAUGGCGGCUGUGGAAAUCGGAGGAGGGCCGUGGUUCAACACUUGGAAAGGCAAGACCUCCACACCGGAGCUUCUCAGUCGUGCUUUAAGCGUUCCAGUUGAUGUGGAUGGGCUUUUCGGUUUGGCUCCGUUCCUCAAACCCCCUGGUCUAUAGUUGAUAGCACCUCUUCACUUUGUGUUGAGCAAAUUGAACAAUGAAUGCCAUUGAGGUUCGCAGGAAGAGCUGUUAAGAAACUUUUCGCUUUUAUAGAGAGCACUUUCUCAAAUGUAGAAGGACAGGUUGAGAUUAAUGACGAUCUAUAAGCAAUACUUCUCUAGAUUUUCC
Messenger RNA from Rhodamnia argentea, 1744 nucleotides. Its product is annotated as tocopherol cyclase, chloroplastic. The transcript is spliced from 10 exons. The record is from RefSeq and is a predicted model, not a curated record. The coding region runs from base 29 to 1573 and encodes 514 amino acids. Gene Ontology annotation, molecular function: tocopherol cyclase activity. Lineage: Eukaryota; Viridiplantae; Streptophyta; Magnoliopsida; Myrtales; Myrtaceae.